CUUUGGCCUCUUUGAACUACCUCAAAAGACAGAGUCAUGAGAGGAUUCUUUGCCAUCCAGAAAUGAAAGCCAGAGUCCACAAAAAAGGAAUUCAGAGUCAAUAACAAUGACCCAGCAUAACUCUUGGGCUUGACGCCUGCCCUGACCUGUUUUAAACAUAGGACAAUUCCAGGUCACGUGACCCGCCGUCCGACCCUGCCCCAGACAAUAUCGAUUCACUAGGACCUUUGUGAGAUAUCGUUUACUCCAUCUUGAGUUGCCUCUUCUCCAGCAACCCGUCCCAUCUUAAAAACCUAAACCCACCUGAGCCUGACCAGUUUUUGAAAUGUCUGCUGGCCUACUACACGAAUCGAAUCCACAUUACGAGUACCAUAUGGAGGAAGAUUCGGACUAUUACUCUGAGUCGGACUCUGAGUACGAUCUCCUGGCGCAACGGCACUGGGAGGCUAGUAUAGAGCAAAUCACUGAGCUUGUAAGGUUUGUGAUUUUUCCGCUCUUGGGCAAGUUUUUGGGCCGUAAAAGCGCCCAUAUCAUGUGGCGAAGAUUCGCCAACUGGUGGUUUUGAACCAGCACGAUAAUGCACGAAAGAACGAAAGAACGAAAGAACGAAAGCACGAAAGCACGAAAGCACGAAAGCACGAAAGCACGAAAGCACGAAAGCACGAAAGCACGAAAGCACGAAAGCACGAAAGCACGAAAGCACGAAAAGUGAUGAUUGUCGACGCUUCUUGAGUUGUAAAUCUACAGAAAAUGCCGGUUCGGAUCCAAAAGCACGAAUCCCAAGGUUUGAUGUGGGCAUUUUGAUGAAGGUGGUUAUUUGUUGACAAGCGGCCAUGAAGCAAUGCUGGUCUACUACUAGUUUACUCAAUCUAGGCUUUGGCACUAUGGGUCAAGCCCGCGUCACUGAGCAAUAAUGUGGAGUUCCAAGGCGCCAUAUCAUACUUUAUAAUACACUCUAUGUCAUGUCUUGUACUCCUAUACUAUGCACGUUUGUCAUGUCUUGUACUCCCAUACCAUGCAAGUUUGUCAUGUCUUGUACUCCUAUACCAUGCACGUUUAUGUCAC
Metschnikowia bicuspidata var. bicuspidata NRRL YB-4993 is the source of this 1065-nucleotide messenger RNA. RefSeq lists its product as uncharacterized. The record is from RefSeq and is a predicted model, not a curated record. The coding region runs from base 326 to 565 and encodes 79 amino acids. The transcript has a single exon. Gene Ontology annotation, cellular component: mitochondrial outer membrane. Lineage: Eukaryota; Fungi; Ascomycota; Pichiomycetes; Serinales; Metschnikowiaceae. Gene Ontology annotation, biological process: protein insertion into mitochondrial outer membrane; mitochondrial outer membrane translocase complex assembly.